GUCACUCAGGUAUGACAUUUAACUGGGACACUAAACUAAAUAUGGCUGACUAAAACUGUUAAUAGUAAAACUGGGAAGUUCAAACGAACAAAAUCACAUAGAAAUUUGACUCAAUUGGAAACUUUCGGGAUCACCAAACAUGAAUUAUUCAUUAUGAAGAGGAAAAAAACAUUUUCUGAUAAAAAAUGAUUGACCCUUACAUCUAUGCUCUCACAAUAUUGCUGGUUACAAGUGCAAUUCUUGUUACUGGAUGCCCUACUACAUGUACAUGUAUAUUAAGAGAGGAUGGUAAAGAAAAGGUAACAUGUAGUAGUGGUGGAAGUCUACAAACCAUCAUUUCAACUUUAGACUCAUCAACAAGUUACCUUGAAGUUAUUUCAACAACAGUUAAUUCUCUAUCUCCAACAGAUUUCAGUGGGAUAACUGCCACAAGCUUGACAACUCUCAUCUUACGAAAUUGCUAUAUUAGUAACAUUUAUGACAAUACUUUUGAACUUCUUCCAAACAUUGUAAAUUUAAAUCUGACCCAUAACAGUAUUAGUACAAUUUCAACAAAUGCAUUUGCUGGAUUGUCAAAGCUGCGAUCGCUGGAUUUGUCUUCCAAUAGGAUCUCUAAACUUGGAGAACAGUUACUUCCCUUGGUUUAUUUGCAAAAAUUAGAUCUUGGUGAAAAUUUACUCACAGACUUAAAUUCAGGUGUAUUCAGAACAUUGACUCAUUUGCAGACUUUAACACUUAAUGGAAAUAAGCUGGAAAAUUUGCAUGGAGAUGGUCUAAAAGGACUUGGAUCUUUAAAACAGUUGAAUUUGAGGCAUUGUGAUUUGACAGCUAUACCUAGUGAUUUAUUUGCAAAUUCCAGAAUCGUUCAAAUUUUAGAUAUUGGAUUCAAUAGAAUAGUUUUACUUCCAUCAUCAGAAGUCUUUGUCCAAAAGUCACCAUAUCUGAAUACACUCAUUGCUGAUGGAAACUACAUAGAAUCGUUAAACAGAGACCAGUUUUCUAAUAUGCGCAUGGCCAAGUUGAGUUUAGCUAAAAAUAGAAUUCAAAAAAUACAAUAUGGUGUAUUUGAUCACUUUGAUGUUCAAGAUUUAGAUUUAUCUGAAAAUGUUAUUACCAGUAUUCACAGAAAUGCUUUUAGUCAGAUAGCUUUACAAUUGACAAAACUGAAUCUAGCUGGAAAUCCUCUAGGAAUUAUUCCAGAGGGUUGUUUAAAUAGCCUAUACAGGCUGCAACAUUUGAAUUUAUCAAUGUGUGCAUUGAACCGUUUAGGCAUUGAUGAAUUUGGUAAACUACAGAGGCUAGAAACUCUGGACCUAUCAAGGAAUAGAAUUCCAUACGCUCCACACCCAGUUUUGGAUUCUUUUAAUCGCAUGUCACAAGUGAACAUAGAACAAAAUGCUUGGCAUUGUGAUUGCCACAUACUUCCAUUUAGAAGAUGGCUUUCAACAUCAAAUGUUGGAAAUAUGUAUUGCAGUUCAAUAUAUUCCCUUGAAUGCAGACGUCCUAAAUGUUCAUCCCCUCCAAUAUUAGCAGGUCAAAUUAUAAAACUCACAGAUGAAAGAGAUUUAAAAUGUGAAAAAGUAACUGAAAGCGCACCGCUAAAAAAAUCUCAAGUAAUUGGAAUAUCUGUUGGGUGCAUAAUCUGUUUAAUCAUUAUCAUAGCUAUCAUUAUAAUAUGUAUACGCCAUUCCCAAGGGAAGAUAAGUCUGUCAUGUAACGAUUCUCAAAUCAGUAGCACAGAACUUGGUGACAAAGACAGGUCAACAAAACCAUUCCAUGACCCAGAAGUAGGAUCACUUGAUGAGUCAGAUAAAAGUUUUGUUGUCCGCAAUUUUUUUCAUUCAAUGGUCCCAAAUCCUAGUGCCGUUUCUCGUGGUUCUCCUGAAAUGUCACGUAAAGAACUUGAUGUAUCCCAUAGAUCCCGAUCAUAUUCAACAUUAAACAGUGUAGGUUAUAAUCCAUUUGGGAGAGAAUCUGCAGUGUAGUGUAAUAGUUUAUGGAUAUAUACUUGUAUGUACAAUGUAAUAUUGUUGUGUACAUUAUAGAUGUGUGCUAUAAGGCAAGGACUAUUGUGUGCAAAUUAAACAACAGGGUAUUUAAUUUAUUAGGCAAUGUUUCAUUCACAAAAAACUGCAUUCAACAAUUAAUGUAGAUGCAUAUAUGUCAACUGAGAAAAUUUGGCAAUACAUAUGCAUUGUAAUAAUGGUUGAUGUUUAAAGAAAUAUACAAAUUGUACAUGUAUAUUCUCUAAUUAAUUUUAUACAAGUGGUACAAGUACUGUGUCGAAAAAAUGUUCUCCUUUAAAGUAAAAAAGAAUGACUUAAUGAACCAAAAGUUUAAUGUUUAGCAUAUUUGGAACAGGGGGGGGGGGGGGGGGGGGGUCUCAACAUGGGAUUUUGGGUACAGGUGUGCAGCUGGGAUUUUAAAAACACCCCCCAUUCAUAUAUUGAAUAAUUGUGAAAUCCCUACCUAUACAUAUAUUUCACAGCGAAAUCAUAACCCAUUCAUAUAUUUAUCAGCUCAAAUAGUACCUAUAUGCAUAUACAAUCGGUCAAUUACUACCUAUUGAUAUAUUUCCUCGGUAAAAUUGCACCCCAUUGAUAUAUUUGACGGAUCAAAAAAGGGACUCAUUCCAGCGGCACAUAUGUAUAUACCUUUAUAUAGGAAGAGAUCCCCCCGUGAUUUGUCCCUUAUUUUUACAGCAAAAUAUAUGUACAUGUAACUAAGCCAUUUUUCAGCAAAAUUUAGUCAUAAAUAUUGGCAAUUUUUCAGCAAAUUAUAUGCUAUAAAUGCAAAAUUCAGUCAUAAAUAUUGCAACUCAACUGUGUAUUUUACUAAUUUUUUUGUUUUAUUAUUUCAUUUUUUUUAACUUUUUCUUUGGAUUUUGUAUGAAAGUUUAAUAUACAUGUAUAUAUAAACAAAGUGCAUCUAAAGAUGUGACUUAAUUUCUGAUUGCUGAAAAAAAGUGAUUAGUACCGGUAUGUUAAAUUUUUUAUUUUCAUUGAAUUAACAUUUAUGCUAGUAGAUAUGGCAUGUACCGGUAUGUACUAUGUUAAUAGAAAGAAUUUAGUGUAUGGCCAAUAUUAAUUGUUACCUACUCUUUUUGCUAACAGUACUGGUACAUAUAUAUUUCAUAUAAAAACAUGUUUUUUCAAACAAAUAUUUGGAAGCAUUUCAUGCAUUUAUGACAUGUAUGAUUGGAAUUCACAAACUAGUUAAAAGACAUAGAAUUGUAUAUUUAUUAAUUUAGUCACAAUUUUGUGGUAAAUUGUUUUUUAAGUUUUCCCUUGCAAUAGACAAAUACAAUAUUUUUUAAUUUUAAUAUUGUUGAAUUAAGUUAUCAUUUGUGAUUAUGUCAGUUUAAAGAGAACCAGUUAUGUUUAGUCAAUGAUACAUGUACAUGGUAUGCAGUAACUGUUGUUUAAGCAUUUCAAUGAUGAUUAUUUGGUCCAGCCCGUCAUUCAUGGUCAUGAAAGCACAGACCAGAAAACAUAAUGCCCUUAAAUGAGACAUAAAAAUUACUUUUACUCUAUAACUUGUAAUUAUCAAACAACAUGAUAGCUUGUUCAAACAUUUACUUGAACUUUUGCUUACACAUAAAAUUAGCACCCUUAUCUAAAAAGUAUAUUUGGUCAUAAAAUAAAAACCUAUAUUACUAUAUCAUGUUCAUUGUAUACAUGUUGAUGUUAUAAAGUAUAUCAGUAUAUAUUUUAGUAACAGUGCAGUGCAUAGGUUUUUGGAGAAAAAAAGUUGUUUCCAGUUUUUUUGAGAAAAAAUAAUUUGUUUUUGACCCUGCAAAAAAAAUAUUGUUUGUUUCACCCUUAGCUGCCACUAUAUGUAAUGCUAAAAUUGAAAGAAAAAAAUUGUUUCAUCCUCUCUCCUUCUAAUAUAACCUCCUUGGUAUCAUUAAACUUAUAUUUAUCAUGUUUAUUAUGCAUAUCAUGAAUAUUGCAAUAAAAAUGUUUAAUAGACAAAUA
Molecule: messenger RNA, 3977 nt
Organism: Mytilus trossulus (common blue mussel)
Lineage: Eukaryota; Metazoa; Mollusca; Bivalvia; Mytilida; Mytilidae
Product: carboxypeptidase N subunit 2-like
Exons: 2
Coding region: 186-1985 (599 amino acids)
Molecular function (GO): protein binding
Source: RefSeq, a predicted model, not a curated record